Salpingoeca rosetta is the source of this 852-nucleotide messenger RNA. RefSeq lists its product as uncharacterized. The record is from RefSeq and is a predicted model, not a curated record. Gene Ontology annotation, biological process: endoplasmic reticulum to Golgi vesicle-mediated transport; Golgi organization; intracellular protein transport. Gene Ontology annotation, cellular component: endoplasmic reticulum-Golgi intermediate compartment; endoplasmic reticulum; Golgi apparatus. Bases 46 to 732 code for a protein of 228 amino acids. The transcript is spliced from 8 exons. NCBI's taxonomy places the organism in Eukaryota, Choanoflagellata, Craspedida, Salpingoecidae.
GCAAAUUUUGCCUUUUUCACAGGCGACACAGCGACAUACAGAAAGAUGGUGAAUAUGGCUGCGAGACGAGCGGCGACUGUUGCUGCACUGUUGGUGGUGGUGGUGGUGGCGGGGUGUGUUGGUGGUGUGGCUGCAUCCACAGAGCAGUCCUUGACCUUGUUGUUGGACGCGGGAGAGAACCAGUGCAUCUACGAAGAUGUCGCCGAGCACAUGAACAUUCGCAUGGAAUUUCAGGUGAUUGCGGGCGCCAAUCUGGAUGUGGAUUACACGGUUGUGUCGCCAUCCGGGCAUGUGCGGGAUCAAGGAAAGCGACUCACCCACUCCAUGUUCAAAGGCCCCAACGCAGAGCCAGGCACAUGGAAGUUUUGCUUCAGCAACCGCUUCAGCGUCUUGCAUGAGAAGGCCGUGCACUUUUCACUCAUCCUCGACGACGGAGAUCCGGUCGAGUCAUGGGAGAGCCAGCUGCCAGUCAGCCCGGCUGGGGAGACUGUUGAAAGUAUCACAAAGUAUGCCAUGCGCCUGCGCGUGCACUUCAAGCAAAUCAUCCGCGACCAAACCCACCUGUGGGCACGCGAGGCCCGCCAUCGACAAACGGCCCAGUUCAACAACGAGAGAAUCGGGGUUGUAUCUGCCGUUGAGAUUGCCAUCAUCAUCAGCAUCGGCCUGAUCCAGGUGUAUGUUGUUCGCUCGUUCUUCAAGACGCCGUCUACCAAGGCCGCCGCCAAGUCAUAGCAUGCAACUUGCCCGUGUGCGCCUGCGUAUGUAUGGAACGUUCCUAUCGUAUCGAGCAGGCAACAAAGGAAGAUGAACAAGAAGAACGACAACAAGAGCAACAAGAACAAGAAGAACAAG